CCACAGGAUGACAGCUCCCCGUACAGAGAGAGAAGGAUCCCAAAUCAAAUUCCUGGCUUUCUCUCUCCACGAAACAUUUCAUCGUCCACUCUUUCUUGCGCCAGCCCCCUCACCGGAAUCGCCCAUCGUAGUUGACUUAGCCGGCGACUUCUUUUACGAAGAGCUACUUUGAGCAGCAUUUGUCACAGAUGGCUUCUUCCUUCCGAGCAUUCCUGAACAGUCCAGUUGGUCCAAAAACAACUCACUUUUGGGGCCCUGUUGCCAAUUGGGGAUUUGUUCUUGCUGGAUUGGUGGACAUGAAGAAGCCCCCAGAAAUGAUUUCUGGCAACAUGACAACAGCAAUGUGUGUCUAUUCCGCAUUGUUCAUGAGGUUUGCAUGGAUGGUACAGCCACGAAACUAUCUACUGCUGGCAUGCCAUGUUUCAAAUGAGACAGUACAACUCUACCACCUUUCCCGUUGGGCUAGAGCUCAGGGGUAUUUGUCAGAAAAGAAAGAGGAAGCCUUAUCUCAGUAAAGCAGCUUUCUUUCCUGCUAUUCUUUCCAUAUCAUGUUUCUGCAAUUUUUGUUGUGAUCCUUGAAGAAUUUGUUCUGAACUUACCGUAUAAAGAAUUGCUUGAAUCAACUCGCAUUCAUUGACUGCUAAGCCAAUUUUUGUCAAGUGAAUCUCGAUUUGCCCUCUGUCAUUACCUGUGGAAGGAACAAUAGCUUGUAAUUCUAUAAGCACUGUCAGAUGAUUUGGGUGUCAUGUUUUUUUAAUAAACUUUCGACUUUCAAUCAAUUUGGCCAACCAUUAAUAUGCCAGGAUGUAUAAACAAUGUCUUGUACUGCAAUUGAGCUGAAGAUAGGUAGCUUUAA
Messenger RNA from Durio zibethinus, 856 nucleotides. Its product is annotated as mitochondrial pyruvate carrier 1. Lineage: Eukaryota; Viridiplantae; Streptophyta; Magnoliopsida; Malvales; Malvaceae. The record is from RefSeq and is a predicted model, not a curated record. Gene Ontology annotation, biological process: pyruvate import into mitochondria. Gene Ontology annotation, cellular component: mitochondrial inner membrane.